Cladocopium goreaui is the source of this 2427-nucleotide messenger RNA. The record is from the annotation of a GenBank genome assembly. NCBI's taxonomy places the organism in Eukaryota, Dinophyceae, Suessiales, Symbiodiniaceae.
CAGGCGCGCCGCAGACGAGGUCAGCGUUCUCAGUUUCGCAUGCACGGCCUCGUGCAGCUCCACGGCGCAGGCGCAGGCACAAUCUCCCAGCGAUACGUACGGUACGUCCCAGCGGUCGGAUGGCAGCACAGAUGCCGCGACGGCCGCCAAGCUGUUGGCGCAACGCUUUGAACUGCAGCAAGUCUCAUCGUUGCUGGAGUCCAAGGCGGAGGAGACCACCAGAAACACGCAGGACCUGGCGGAGUCUUGGCAGGCACGGCUAGACGCGACACUGGAGAGCCGGAGUCAGCAACUGCAACAGCUGCAACGGCUACAGCAGCACAGCAGCAUGGUGCAGGAGAAGUUGCGGCAGACCAAAGGCACCGUGGAACAGGCAACUGCCGUGGCUGCAGCUGCCACGAAGCGACGUUUGAGGGAUGCAGCCCGUGCUCGAGUUCAAAGCGCUUUGAAUGAGGAGCUGCGUGCCGAAGCCGCUGCGGAACAGCUGAGGCGCAGCACGCAGCGGCAGGCGCAGGCAGCCCAGAGGUAUCAGGCCGCAAGCUCGGAUGUAGCCACGCCAAGCCCAGUCCAUCACAGUCCGGAGGGAUCGGUGACAUCUUCACCCGCCCAGAAGGUGAUCACGGAUGGAUCUGCUGCCAGAAAGGUGGAUGCUGAGGAAUACAAAACAGAGUUCCGAGAAUGGGCUUCUGAGCUGGAAGACAGAGCUGAAGCCUACUUUGCCUCGGAGAUGCACAUGGCAUCGGCGGCCUUUGAGGAAGCAGAUGAGGUUGACGCUUUGCACCUGUCCUUGCAAGCGAAAGAAGAGGAGCUGGGGAGAGCCAUGAAAGAACAUCUCAAAGUGGCCAGUCAGGAUAUCCAUGAAAAUGCGAAGCGCAAGGUGGAUCUUGCCAGAAAGAAAUGCCAAAUCGAGCUGAAGAAGCUCCGCAACGAGCAGGCCAGCGCGGAAGUUGCCGCAGCCGCCAGGGCGGAAGGGGAGAAGGAGUUGGGGAAGAAACUCGCGCAAGCUGAAGGGGUGCUUCGGGAAGCUGCGGUGAAGGAAGUGGAAGAAGUACGUGUUGCGAAGGAAGCCGGUGAAGCAGAACUUGCUCGACUUGCAGCUCAGUUUGAGGAGGAGGCUGCUCGGCAGCUGGGUGACCUGCAGGCAUCGCAGCAGCAGCAGGAGGAGACGCUGGCAAAGCGAGAGGAGCAAAGCUCCGUUGCACAGAGUGUUGCGACGGUCAAGGCCUGGCAGAAGCGCUUGGAGGAGGCCGAAGCGGAGGCGCUCACAGCGCGAAGCGAGUUGCGCCAAGCCUCGGAGAUGCAGGAACAGCUCUGGCUGCAAAGCUCUCGCAGGGUGCAGGAGCUAUUGGAUGAGUCAGCGAAGCUGGAGGAGGAGACACGGACGUUCAGAUCUUUUGACUUCGAAGUUGAUGGCAGCGAGGGGAUGGCUGGCAUUCUUGAUGGCAACAAGACUGCAGAAUUGAGAAGUCCAGGUAGCCCAAUGGAGUCGAAUAUGAGGGUGCAGGCGCUCUCAACAACCACAUCUUUUAUCUCUGACGGAGGUCAAGCUACUGGAAGUGUGGAAACAUCGCUUCCGCUGGUCUAUUCUGCAGCCCUGGAAGGUAUUGAGACACACGGCUGGAGUGCAGUAUACCCAGCAGACGACCCUCCAGCCUGGACCAUUUUGCACUGGGCAGCGAUGGAAGGCAGGUCCGAUGUGUGCGGGCGACUCCUGGCAGCAGGCGCUGAUCCUUUGUGCCAGGAUGAGCGUGGAUGGACUCCGAUGGUCUGUGCGGAAGAAGCUGGUGAAUCGGAGGUCUUGUCUCUACUCCACGCGUAUCUUCCAAACGUGGACGUGGAGGUUCCCCGAGUGCCAUCGCCUCCACUUCCACCCAUUAUCGCUGCAAGCGUGGAAGCUGUGGAGAGUUAUGGCUGGCAGGCCAUGCACGGUGGCCGCAAUGAUUGGACUGCGCUGCAUUGGGCGGCUGCGGAGGGGCGUCAGGUGUUGUGUGCGAAGUUGUUGAGGGAGAAAGCAGAUCCCGCGCAAGUGGAUGACACCGGCAAAAGCGCCUUAGACUAUGCCCGGGAAGCGAAGCAACACAGCACCUGGCUGAUGCUGUCGAGUCAGGAGCACUUGGCCAAGAGCAAGGCCCUGACAAGGCCGAGUGAUGCUGGCCCUGCCGGCCCAGCUGGCCGAGCGCCUCCAUAUGGUUCUUAUCCGCAGUCCUUACUCCUGCCGGCCAAAUGACCGCCGGAGCAGUUUGGUAAUCCUGGCGCUGGAAGACCUCCUGUUGCCAGGUUAGAUUACCAGUAGCCAUGGGCAUUGCCCAUGGGCCGGCGGCCAUGUUUCACAGAGCCUCAUAGACCUAUGAGCCAUUGCUCAUGAGACUUGAGAGGCGCCAUCGUUCAUGCAUUCUGAAGGGCUGUUCGAGGAGAAUUUUUGGAGCC